AAAUUUAAGCAAGAUGUAUCCGUUAUAUAUCAUCCAGAAGCAUUUGCUGAUAAACAAGAUUUAAUCUAUCGUGCUUUGGCUUUACAUUUCACUCGACAAGGUCAAUUUGAUUUGUGUGAGGAAUUUUUAAAUGAAGCAGAAAUACCUAUCGAUAAUGAACUACGCGAUACAGUUGAGAAACUAAGAAAUGAUAUUGAACAAAUGUAUACGAUUCUAGACAAAAUAGAAAAGGGAAAAGAUCUAAGCUUGGCUAUUCAAUGGGCCGAAGCUAAUCAUGAUGAAUUGAAGAAAAUGCAAAGUAGCUUGGAAUUUAGUUUACAUCGUAUGAGAUUCAUUCAAAUACUAUUGUCAAAAACACCCAUGGAAGCAAUACAGUACGGAAGAAGACAUUUUGGAACAUUUUCAGAAAAGCAAAUAAAGAGAUUGAUGACAGCUCCAUUAUUUGUAAAUGAUUUACUCAACUCUCGCUACAGCGACCUCUGCUCUCCAUCCAAUUGGACAGAUAUCAAGCAAGAAUUUCAAAAGGACUUUUGCUCUUUAUUAAGGAUGAGUAUACAGAGCCCACUAUAUACAAGUGUUUACGUAGGCACCACCGCUUUACCUGUCAUCAUGAAACUAUACAAGGUGAUGAUAAUGAAUAAGGCUGAAUGGAGUGCUCAAGGUGAACUGCCCGUCGAAAUACCUCUGGAAGAAGAGCUGAGAUAUCAUUCUGUAUUUGCUUGUCCUGUUUCAAAGGAACAGGCAACAGAUAAUAACCCUCCUAUGAUGAUGCCCUGUGGUCAUGUUAUCUGCAAAGAAAGUUUAACUCGUCUCGCAAGAAGUAGUAGGUCCUCUUCCAAGUUUAAAUGUCCUUAUUGUCCUCAAGAAUCUACCUUUGAUCAAGCAACGCAGGUUUAUUUUUAA
Rhizopus microsporus ATCC 52813 is the source of this 903-nucleotide messenger RNA. RefSeq names its product ubiquitin-protein ligase RMD5. The transcript is spliced from 4 exons. Gene Ontology annotation, molecular function: ubiquitin protein ligase activity. Gene Ontology annotation, biological process: proteasome-mediated ubiquitin-dependent protein catabolic process. Lineage: Eukaryota; Fungi; Mucoromycota; Mucoromycetes; Mucorales; Rhizopodaceae. Gene Ontology annotation, cellular component: nucleus; GID complex; cytoplasm. The annotation marks the transcript as partial. The record is from RefSeq and is a predicted model, not a curated record.